Colletotrichum truncatum is the source of this 1074-nucleotide messenger RNA. RefSeq names its product C6 finger domain-containing protein. The record is from RefSeq and is a predicted model, not a curated record. NCBI's taxonomy places the organism in Eukaryota, Fungi, Ascomycota, Sordariomycetes, Glomerellales, Glomerellaceae.
AUGUCUAAGCUCAUUGACGAAUUUUGUGAGACUGGUUACUUAACACUGACCGGAAGAUCUGGCGAAGGAGGGCUCAUGAAAACAGAUGUCAUACCAAUGCGCAAUAGUUCUCGCUCUUUGCGCUAUACCUUUGCGGCAUAUCAAGCGAGCUUGGUGGAGGAAUAUAGGCAUUUGAUGCCUACAUACCUGCAGAUGGGAAUUUCUGGUUAUAUCGAGGAUCUCCACUCGCCCGAUGGCUUUAAUGCCGAUUCAACACUCGCAACAGGUAUCCUACUGUGCAGCGUGAGCUUGUCGGCUCUCUACACCUGGACGCCUCUGAUCCGAGGGCUUCAUGCGGUCCUCCAGCAGCGAGAGCUCUUAAGCACUGCUCAGGGCUCGCCGCUCACCGAUCAGUUCAUAGAGGUAAUUGGCCUACUAGAUGUUCAGCACUUCACGUUGAAUAGGUUUAGCGAGUCACUGAGAAUAUGGUCCACUUGUGUGGCGCCCAGGGGUUUGACUGGUGUCCAGGAAACAUCUGGUCUCCCGUACUCACUCCUAAAUCUGAUCUGUGAACUAGACCUGCCUGGAUCUGAAGAAAAGCUUCAUAGCUGGCCAGGGGAGCCUUGUCAAGAACUCAUUCAAGUCCAUUUGUGGGAGGCGUUCCGCAGUGCGGCGAUACUUCAUUGCAGGGUCAUUCAAUCCCGCAAGGACACUACUCCUCAUCGUGAGGCCAUGAACAUAGCAUCACCGUGCAUGACCAACGACGAUCUAUUAAGAUUGAAGGUCUUGGCAGCUUGCCAGGCCAUCAUGAGCCCUAGAAAAGAGUCAUUUCCGGAUGUCCAGCCGCUUGGAGCCGCGCUGUUAUAUCCCCUUUUUAUCGUUGGUCUAUUCACGGAAGAGGACACUGUCGCACGAGGCGCCACUAAAGACUUGUUCUCAUUUCUGACGAAGAACUGGGAGAGUUACCAAAACACCCUCGUGUGGGAAAUCGUUACGCAGGUGUGGGAAAGAUCGACAACGCGGCCUGAUACUUGCAGACUCAAACUUGCUGAAGAGUUCGCCGCUGAGCUCAAUAUCGAGAUUUAUUUGUAUUAA